This is a messenger RNA of Mugil cephalus (flathead mullet), 5459 nucleotides long. It is a transcript of the gene pik3cd, whose product is annotated as phosphatidylinositol-4,5-bisphosphate 3-kinase, catalytic subunit delta. Gene Ontology annotation, cellular component: phosphatidylinositol 3-kinase complex; plasma membrane; cytoplasm. The transcript is spliced from 23 exons. Gene Ontology annotation, biological process: cell migration; phosphatidylinositol-3-phosphate biosynthetic process; phosphatidylinositol 3-kinase/protein kinase B signal transduction. The record is from RefSeq and is a predicted model, not a curated record. Gene Ontology annotation, molecular function: 1-phosphatidylinositol-3-kinase activity; 1-phosphatidylinositol-4-phosphate 3-kinase activity. NCBI's taxonomy places the organism in Eukaryota, Metazoa, Chordata, Actinopteri, Mugiliformes, Mugilidae. Bases 390 to 3509 code for a protein of 1039 amino acids.
CACCAAACUUUUUGGUGGACGGUCCCUUGGCCCUCGCAGAGACGCCGGAGAGGCAGCCAGCGCGCAGCCGCUCGCAGCUACAUCACCGCGCCUGGACCGAGGCACAGCUGCGCCUCAGCCGCUCCGCACGAACCGUAACGAGGUCCCCUUUUCAGCUGGAUAUCUAACGCUUCGCGUCGCCUCCGCCCUCGCUCCGCGGAUACAUCCCGGGGACCUGCACAGCCUGAGCCGGCGAGGGACAGAAACUGAGAGACGCGUCCUCGUAGUGAUGUUUCAGCCUCCAUCUUUCGCCGCGACCGAACCAUGAAGAGCUGACCGGGUUGUGGAGCAGACCGGCAAGUGUCUGCGCUAACAGCAGAGGAGCUGACAGUAAAUGAGAGGCCGUCACCAUGCCCCCGGGGAAGUAUGGGAUGCAGGGGGAGUGGGAGAAGGAGGGGGACCAGCAGAUCAACAUGGACUUCCUGCUGCCUACUGGGAUCUUCCUCAAAUUCCCAGUGUCUCGAAACGACACCAUCAAAACCAUCAAAAAAAUGGUUUGGAAAAACGCCAGGAGUGAGGCUCUGUUCAACGGUCUGGGAGAUCCAGACGGAUACGUCUUCACCUGCAUCAACCAGACGGCAGAGAGGGAGGAGCUGGAGGAGGAAUCCAGGCGCAUAAGCGAUGUGCGGCCCUUCAUGUGUGUCCUGAGGCUGGUGGCGAGGGAGGGCGAUCGCGUGGAGAAGCUCACCAACACCCAGAUCAGCCUGCUCAUUGGCAAAGGUCUGCACGAGUUUGAGGCCCAGAAGAACCACGAGGUGGACGAGUUCCGGACCAAGAUGCGCAGCUUCUGCGAGGAGAAGGCUCAGGAGCGGCAGUGUUUGCCGUGGACGGAGUGGAUGGAGUACAGCUUCCCGUGCGACCUGGAGCCGUGCUGCUCCGCGGCCCUCAAGACGAAAAACACCAAGAAGAUUUUCAUCAAUGUCAAGUUCGAGGCGUGCGAGGAAAGCUUCAUGCUGCAGCAGGACCCUCAGGACUUCCCGCUGACUCUGAUGAAGAGCGCCCUGAAGAAGAAGGCCACCGUCUUUCGCUCGGUGCGGCAGGAGCCCGAGGACUACACCCUGCAGGUCAACGGGAGGUGGGAGUUCAUCUACGGGAAACACCCACUGUCCCAGUUCAAAUACAUUUUCUCGUGCUUGAGAAACGGCCAAAACCCCCACCUCACCAUGGUGCACCACUCCACCAUGAGCAAAUAUCAGGAGGAGCAGGGCAGGAUGUGCAACCAUGUGUUCAAGAGUCGCUCCUUGUCCAGACCUCCUCCUCUGCCCCUGAAGAAGCAGAACACCUCGUCUCUCUGGUCCAUCAAUGAGCCCUUCUACAUUCACCUGAUGCAGGGCAGCCGAGUCAAUGCAGACGAAGGAAUGAAGCUCGUGGUGCAGGCCGGCCUGUUCCACGGCAGCGAGCUGCUCUGCAAGGUGGUGACGAGCUCCGAGGUCACGGUGUGCUCCGAGCCGCUGUGGGACCAGAAGCUGGAGUUUGACAUAAACGUGGCCGACCUGCCCCGCAUGAGCCGCCUGUGCUUCGCGCUCUACGCCGUCAUCGAGAAGGCCAAGAAGCCCCGCGGCACCAAAAAGAAGAAUAAGAAAGCAGAUUGUCCAAUAGCCUGGGUGAACACCAUGGUGUUCGACUACAAGGACCAACUGAAGACUGGGGAGUUCCUCUUGUCCACAUGGCCAUCUGUUCCUGAUGACAAAAGUGACCUGCUGAACCCGAUGGGGACAGUGGAGAAGAACCCCAAUGUGGAUAGCGCCGCUGGGCUCCUCAUUCGCUUCCCCAACAUCCGUCCACACCCCCUCUAUUAUCCUCCAGUUGAGAAGGUAGUUGAACCGGACAAGAAUGGAGAUCUGGGUUUUUCCACUCUCUCAAAAGAAGACUACUUGAAGCUGAAAGAAAUCAUGGACAACAAAAACUACACCGAGUUUUUUGAGGACGAGAAAGAGCUCCUGUGGAAGCUCCGCAACGAAGUCCGCGACUUUUAUCCUGAAAGUCUGUCCAAGCUGCUCCUCAUCACCAAGUGGAACAAGCGUGAAGAUGUAGUUCAGAUGGUAGGUUUACUGAGGAACUGGCCAGAGCUCCCUGCCAUCCAUGCCUUGGAGCUCUUAGACUACAGUUUUCCCGACCCGGCGGUCCGUUCGUUCACUGUCAGAUGCCUCAAGAAGCUCGGUGAUGAUGAAUUGCUGCAGUACUUAAUCCAGCUGGUCCAGGUCCUGAAGUAUGAGUCCUACCUAGACUGUGACCUCACCACUUUCCUGCUAGAGAGGGCUUUGUCCAACAGGAGGAUAGGGCACUUCCUGUUUUGGUAUCUCAGGUCGGAGAUUCAUGUUGCGUCUGUGAGUUUGCGUUUUGGCCUGAUUCUGGAGGCCUACUGCAGGGGAAACAUCCACCACAUCAAGCUCUUAACCAAACAGAAUGAGGCUCUGGGUAAGAUGAAGGCGCUGAGUGACAUUGUCAAGUCGGGCUCCCAGAAGAUGACGGUGGAGGACCUGAAGCUGUGCAUCAGGCAGGAGUCCUACCUGGAGGCCCUGUCGGACCUGCUGUCACCGCUCAACCCCAGCAUCAUCCUGUCUGAGAUCUGUUCGGAGAAGUGCAGAUUUAUGGACUCCAAAAUGAAGCCGCUCUGGCUCAUGUACAAGAACCCCUCGACACAAGGAGACAUGGUGGGCAUCAUCUUCAAAAAUGGAGACGAUCUGCGUCAAGACAUGCUGACGCUGCAGAUGAUCCAGCUCAUGGAGAACCUGUGGAAGAAAGAAGGCCUGGAUCUGAGGAUGAUCCCAUACGGCUGCUUGUCCACCGGGAACAAGAUGGGGCUCAUCGAGGUGGUGAAGAACUCCGACACCAUCGCCAACAUCCAGCGUAACAGCAGCAACAGUGCGGCUACCGCUGCCUUCAACAAAGACGCCCUGCUCACCUGGCUCAAGUCCAAGAACCCAGAGGACAAACUUGAUCAAGCAAUAGAGGAGUUCACGCUGUCCUGCGCUGGCUACUGUGUAGCUACUUAUGUCUUGGGCAUUGGAGAUCGUCACAACGACAAUAUCAUGAUCAGGGAGACUGGACAGCUGUUCCACAUUGACUUUGGGCAUUUCCUGGGAAACUUCAAGCGGAAACUCGGCAUCAACAGGGAGCGCGUGCCUUUUAUUUUAACGUACGACUUUGUCCACGUGAUCCAGCAAGGACGGACGAACAACAGCGAGAAGUUUGAGAGGUUCAGGGAGUACUGCGAGCGGGCCUAUAAGAUCCUGUGUCGGAACGGGACGCUGUUUGUCAACCUUUUUGGUAUGAUGAAGGCGGCGGGGAUGCCUGAGCUCACCUCCUUCAAAGACAUCCAGUAUUUGAAGGACUCUUUGGCUCUGGGCAAAUCGGAGGACGAGGCACUGAAGAACUUCAAAGUGAAGUUCAACGAAGCCUUGCGGGAGAGCUGGAAGACCAAGGUCAACUGGAUGAUGCACUCCUUGGCCAAAGAUAACAGGCCCUGAAGAACACUGAACAAUGAAACCGGAGGACCAGCCGAAAAAAAAAUAUGAUUUUAACUUAUAGACAUAAAAGGGAAGAAGAAGACUAAUAUUUUACAUCGACGAUGGCAUUCAACGACAGACGCCGCAAAUGUUUACAUCUCACUGGCCCGUCUGUGGUAAAUAACAACUAAACGGAGGCAUCCAAAGACAAUGAGGCAGUCACAGAGCAUCAUUUCAACAUUCAAGUACUUUCAAGGUGAUGGAAAAUUCAUCUCGUGAGACUCUCGUGGGGAGUACGCUCACCCUGGGGGACACAUCAACUGAGACAAUAGUCACACUCUUGAUUUGAUGAACUCGCUUAAUUGAAAUCCACCUGCUCACGCAAAGCCGCUGUGAAUAGCAGAAACAGAAAGGUCACCGGCUGCAUUACACGUAACGGCACCGUUCAGUCACGGAGUACAACAACAGGGCGGCAGUUUCGCCUCAAGACUUUCGCAUGGUUUACAACCCUCGGCGGCUGUCUCAUUUCCUCUCAUUCCUACUGCCUCCACGCAAAUGUAUCUUUUUUUUUUUUUUUUUUUUAAUUGUAUUUUAUUUAACUUUUAACGUACUUGCAACGUCUCGAAGGAUAGUUUAAAAAAGAAGAGUUACUGUGUUGUGUGUCUACUGCUGUAACACUGUAUUGUAAUAUUGCCUUGAAGUACAAUAAGUUGCCUUUGGAGUGCCAAUACACACGAAGCAUUUAGAGUUUAAUGUAUGACUUUUAUUAUUAACGUGCCUGUGUGCCACUAGACUCUUACUCAAAAAGCUACUACAUGUUAAAGGGGUAGUCUGCCAUUUUAGGAAAUACACUUAACCGGCUUCCAAGCUUAAGUGAGAAGUUCAGUAUAAACCUUUUAACUUAGCAUAAAGACCGGAGCUCCUUGUAAGUUAUUCCCAUUUCCUAUUUAUGCUAAGCCAGCCACCCUUUCUAAUCAUUCGCUGUCCCGACAAUUCCUUAAGUAACAAAUCUGCCAUCGUCUCCUGAAUAAAAUAGAUGAUGUAAUGCACUAGGCAACUAUGCUCUACACGUUUGAUCAAAGCCCAGGUGACGAAUGCGUCGCUUCUUUAUGACUGGAAUUAGACAAUCUGGGUAUAAGCCAUAGACUUGUGUGUGGUUAUGUUUCUCAAAGUGUGACGCUGUUCACAUGCCUUCUGUGAAAGUCAAAUCCUUCCGCUUUCUCAGACAAUUCAGCGUGUAUGAUGUGUGUGCGUGUGUGAAUGCGUAUGUGCCUUUGAUAUUUAAGUUAUGCACUGUGAUUUCCUAUUGUUUUUAUUAUUAUUAUUAUUUUUUUGUUUGUUUUUUAGCAGAUGUGCCAGGUGCCGUGAAGGAGAUUUCAUGCUCAUAGAGUCCAACACCUCCAUACUUUUACAUAUCUAAUGCUGUGCAAAAUGGUGUUUUGUGUGUCAAACAGAGCCCAGAGCGCUGUUUUAUUUAAUUUUAUGGUGCAUUGGGAUUACUUUACGUGCUUUACGUCCUGCCCGUCAGUCCCGCCAAGGGCCACUUGAAUGAGUUAAGUGAAUACGCUUUCAGUAGCUUCUAUUGUUUUACAGAAAUUGUGAAAUUCUUUUUAUGAGUCUCUGCACAAUGAUGACUUACAGAAGAGCAAGUGUAGCUGUACAUUACACAGCAUGGAGAUUUUUUUUUUCUUUAAAAAAAACGUACUGGUGUAUAUUCACUGUGGACCAGACUUAAAUUAUGGGUCAUCGAUGCCCCUCAACAGGGCUCCACUGAACACUGUUGCUUUAAGCCUGGGGAGUGAAUGAGUUCACGGACUACUUUUGCAAAUUGUACAUUGUACCUGUAUACUGCUGUUGCCUUUUGACUUGAUUGUACUUUGUGAAUUCUGUAAAAUGGUACAAAUCUCUUAAGGCCCAGGCCUGAUUUACAUGUGUGCAGCUAAAACCAGAUAAAGUGUCCUGUCAACAGAG